Messenger RNA from Gambusia affinis (western mosquitofish), 3708 nucleotides. RefSeq lists its product as uncharacterized. Gene Ontology annotation, biological process: cellular response to lipopolysaccharide; immune response; positive regulation of T cell proliferation. Bases 1312 to 2835 code for a protein of 507 amino acids. Gene Ontology annotation, cellular component: external side of plasma membrane. Lineage: Eukaryota; Metazoa; Chordata; Actinopteri; Cyprinodontiformes; Poeciliidae. The transcript has 13 exons. The record is from RefSeq and is a predicted model, not a curated record.
UAACAGCAGUGAAUUUUCAGUUUGUUUUCAGUUUGUCAUCAGAAACUGUUUCAGAGAGUUAUGAAGAAAUCAUUUUGAUGUUCAUGAAUAUAGGAAGAUGGAGCUGUUUGCUGUGGUGUUGUUCCUACUUUACGCCUCUCAGAUUGCUUUGACUGUAACAGUGGAUGUUUAUCAGGGGGAACCAUCUGUUGUUCUGCCCUGCCAGUACAACCAAGUACUAGAGGAGAUUGUUACAGUGAAAUGGAGCGGAUUGGGUCUUAAUCCCAAUUUUUAAUUGCAUUGCAUUUAAUAUUGUAGUUUUAAUGCAAAUUACAAAAAAAAAAAAAAAAAAAAAAAAAACAGUCACUGUCCACAAAGGUAAUGUAUGCUUUAUUUGAAGCAGAAUUGUGCAAGAAAGGUAACUUAAUGAAAAAGUAUUUAAAGUGUUUCAGUGAACAAAAAUUUACACUUCAAAUGUUGACCUUUUAUUACCUUUCUGUAUAUGAAUUUGAUUUAGAUUUUUUUAAGUGUUCCUGAAACAAAUUUAAUGUCAAUUAAAAUGAUAUUAAUAAUUUUACGAACUAUAUAAUAUAAAUCCUGCUUUUGUUUUUUGCCAUUCAAUACUGUACUGCAUAUCAAGGUACUUUAAUGUAGGAGACGAACAACAAACAAUAACUUCACUCACUGACAUUAAGAACAUUACUGAAGAUUUUCACAAUGUUCAAAGACAAUUACAUUCUAAUUUUUAAAGGAGACUCUGGGACUUGUUAACAUAUUUAUCAAACUAUCACAUUUUCAGACAAAAACAAAACUGCACCAUGUCUAAGAUCUGACUGGUCUUUAUUUUUCUCUGUAGAAAAGUUUCCAACUUGGGCCAAAGUUCUGCUUGUUCUUCUGGUUCUUCUUCCUGUUUCUGGAGGCCUUUUAUUUCAUUUCCGACAUUAUUUAAUGUGCUGCUUAAAUAAUUAGAGCUUUACAAAACUGAUAAUUGAUUAAUAAACCAUGUAACCGUUUUGAGGUGGUUUAUUGUUCAUGUCUUAUAUUUAUACAGUUGCACUUUAAUUAGAACAUGUAUGUGAUAUUUUUUGGAAUAACCAUAGUUUUCUUGUGUGUUUAAUGAGUAUGUAAUCAUUAUACAUUAUUUGAGAAAAAUAAAAAUACAAAUAAAAAGCAAAUACUUUCAUAAUUAUCCAAUGCGGAACAAGUGAGGCGACCUCGAAUGGAUAUCAUAAUCAAAUUCAAACUAUUUUUUUGUUUUAGUCUGAGGAAAUGUUUAAAUGAAUCAUUUAAAAAAUCCCUAAGUAAGGAUUUGGCGUUUGUAAAUAUAGGAAGAUGAGGCUGUUUGCUGCGUUUGUGUUCCUCCUGUACGCCUCUCGAGAAUCUUUUACAAUAAAAGUGGAGGUUCAAGAGGGUGCAGAAUCUGUUGUGUUGCCCUGCCAGUACAAUCAAGUCUUGGAAGAGGUUGUUACAGUGAAAUGGAGCCGCCGUGAUCUUAAUCCCAGUAUCGUCCAUCAAAGGCGAGAAGGAGACGACCUGCAAUUACAAAACCAGCUUUUCAGUGGAAGAACAUCAAUGAGAUCUGAUGCUCUAGACUCUGGUGACUUCAGCCUUACACUGAGAGACUUUCAACCUUCUGACAUUGGCAACUACAUCUGCAGCAUGAUUGAUGAACAUGAAGAAAAAACACUAUCAGAAGUUGAACUGCAGCUAAAAGCCUCUCAGGAUUCAUUGAUUAAAAAAGUGGAGGUUCAAUGGGCUCAGUCUGUCGUUCUGCCCUGUCAGUACGACCAACCAUUAGAAGAAAUGGUUACAGUGAAAUGGAGCCGCUUGGAUCUCAAUCUCAGUACUGUCCAUCAACGGAGAGAAGGAGACGACCUGGAAUCACAAAAUCAGCUUUUCAAAGGACGAACAUCAAUGAGAGCUGAUGCUUUUGACUCUGGUGACUUUAGCCUCACUCUGAGUGAACUCCAACUUUCUGACAGUGGAAACUACAUCUGCAGCAUCAUUGACGACGAAGAAAAAGAAUUAAUACUGUCAGAAGUUCAGUUACAUGUCAAAGAAAUUCCAACUUGGCUCACAGUUCUCCUGGUUCUACUGGGUUUACUGGUUUUUGCUGGGUGUUUUGGCUGCCCUUUAUAUUGUUGCCGACAUAAACUUGGAUCAGUUUCAGCUCGGACCAAAAUUCUCCUGGGGGUUCUGGUUGUGCUGGUUGUUCUUUCUGUUUCUGGGGGCCUUUUAUUUCAUUUUCAACACAAGUUUAAAUCAGAAAUUCCAGCUUGGGCCAUACUUGUCAUGUUUCUCUUGUUUUUUUUCACUGUUGAUGUGGGUUUUGUACCUUACUUUCGACAAAAGUACAAUUCAGAAACAUCAACUUGUUGCAAAAGCUGCCUGGUUCUUUGGGCUCUGCUGUUACUGGUGUGUCCUACUGUUCUUGUGAGCCUUUUAUUUCAUUUCCGACAUUCUAUAUCAGAAAUCCCAUUUCUUUGGAUGGGAAUUAUGACAGUGUGGCUCCUUUUCUUUCAGUCUGGGAAGACUUUAUUUCAUGUUCAAAAGUACUUGCCAUCAGGACGUUCUGCUGGGAUGAGAAUUUCCCUGAUGUUCCUGUUCUUGCUGCCUGUGUUUUUGUUUUUGGUGCUGUUGGUGCUGAGAGUGCUGUCACGGCUGGGUGUUAUUUCAGUCCAUCCUGAUGUAUUUUUACAAUUUCCAACUUGGGCCAGAAUUUUCCUAAUUCUGUUGGUUCUGCUGUUUCUUACUAUUGAAGUGGGCCUUUUGAUUCGUUUUCGACAACAGUUUACAUCAAAUCGACCACGACGUCCAGAGACCGUUCAGUCAGAAGAAACUAUAGCUCUAAGGUAGACCCAAAGAGAUGGGAAACGGUACCUUGUUGUCGACUGUGGAGUCAAAAGAUAAACAUAUCAGCUUCACCGUUCAUGAAGUCCUGGAAGGAGGAUCCCUGAAGAAGCUGCAAAUCUAAAAUUUAAGUGGGAGGAAAAACUGUGGAGAAAAACUUCAAACAGUCCCUGAUAGAAAUCUUCUGUGAUGGUGUCUGGGAUGAAUAUGAGGAAAACUUCCCCAAUCAGGUUCAGGAGAUGAUGUAUGAUUUUACUCAUCUCUAACAUUUCAAUGAAGAUGUUCAGAUCAGUUGCCUGGGUAACCUGGUCAUGUUGGCUGAGAAACAGAAAAAGAAACAGAAAGAGAUUGAAACGUGGAAGGAGCUUCCUGGGAUGAUGGAUCCAUCAGAAUCUUCAGAGAUACUGAAAACUUUCUAUGAUGAGCAUCUGCAGGGAAUAACUAAGAAACUCAGGAAAAAAUUAGACAAAAAUCUCAACAUUGGUAAUAUUGUGUUAGUGGGAGGUUUGGCUGAGAGCCAGAUUCUACGUCAGCACAUCACUGAUCAGUUUGGACCUCAGUAUAAAGUCCUGUGUCCUCUUAGACCCCAGGAAGCGAUCCUGAAAGGAGCCGUGGAGUUGGGGAGAAACCCAAAGUUGGUGGAGUCUUCUAUUUAUUAAAUAUCUUCCGGUCUGAAUCCACCUUUGCCUCCUCUUCUUUAAUUUGGGAAAUAUAUAUGUACAUAGAGGUUUGUGUUUCAGUGGUCUAACUGGAUCACAGCUGAGCUCCAGCACUUAGACAAUGUUGCAAUUAAUUUUUGUUUUGAAUAAUUCAGAGAAUAUGUACAGUUGUUUUAUUGUUCACAGAUUGAAUUAACAAUAAAAGUAAAUUUUGUUCUAA